AUGGGCUUCUUCUCCCGCAAGAACAAGCAGACCGCCAACGGAGAUUCCACAGCUCACUCCAACAGUCAAGACCCUACCGCAGUACGCACGACUAGCACUCAUUCCCUACGACAUCCAUUCUCCGCAAUGCGUACCAACAGCGAACCAACGCAAGCUCAAAGCAUACCAGAUGUCCCGCUGCCCAAAGCUCCGGACCCGAACAAGGACCCUGCGGCAUACCUACGCAGCAUCUACGCAGUAAGAGAGAGGAGCAGGCUGGUAUUGGACAAGGCGAAGAGGAAUCAGCUCAGACAUUUCAAUGUGGACAUGUCCAAGUUCAACGACACGGCACAUUAUGUCGUGUCGAUAAUCAAGCGAGACUUCGAUCCCGACUACCAUACAAUACCACCUCAUGGACGAUGGCAACACUUUGAAGUUGGCGGCCGACCUCGCAUCGAUCAGCUCAUGCAAUCAUGGCCGAGCACGGUUGAUGCCCACGAACGAACACGCCGAUUGAUCGAUCUCUUCCUCGUUUCUGUCCUACUCGAUGCUGGCGCUGGUACAAAAUGGCAAUACAAGUCGAAAGAAAGUGGGAAGACAUUCAAGAGGAGUGAAGGACUGGCUGUGGCUUCUCUAGAGAUGUUCAAGACGGGUCUGUUCUCCUCAGAUCCUGAACAACCAUUCCAAGUGGACAGCAAAGCUCUCAAAGCUCUUACGCCAGAGGUCAUGGCAAAGGGUCUGCAAGUGACAGACGAUAAUCCUAUUGCUGGUCUGGAAGGAAGGACAAAUCUCCUCAUACGACUAGGUGAUGCUCUUGUCACUGCUCGUGAGAUCUUCGGACCUGAAGCUCGUCCUGGCAGUAUGCUCGACUACCUUCUCGGCCACCCUACGACACAACAUUCUCCCGAUCCAAUCGUCCCUCUCCCUACACUCUGGGACACCCUCAUGAACGGUCUUGUACCUAUCUGGCCCGCAACACGCACCACGAUCGACGGCACACCUCUCGGCGACGCAUGGCCCUGCGGCUCAAUGCCCUCGCAUCCAACUCACCCAUGGGAGAACAUCGUGCCAUUCCACAAGCUCACCCAAUGGCUCACCUACUCCCUCAUGGUACCCAUGCAAAAGCUAUCCCAAAUCACAUUCGUCGGUGUGGAACUCAUGACCGGCCUGCCCGAAUACCGCAACGGAGGCCUCCUCGUCGACACUGGUCUACUGACCCUCAAACCCGACGAUGUCGCCCGCGGCAUCGAACAAUACCACCUCAACGCCACUCGCCAAGGUCAACCAUCUAUCGAAGUCGUGCCUCUGUUCACCGCCGACGACGACGUGAUUGUCGAAUGGCGAGCUCUCACCGUCGGCUUCCUCGACGAACUCCUCGCUGAGGUCAACCUCCUCCUUGGCCUGACAGGCGAUGACAAACUCAGCUUAGCACAAAUGCUCGAAGCGGGAACAUGGAAAGGCGGACGAGAGAUCGCAGAGGUUUCACGACCAAAUACGAAAGAGCCGCCGAUCAUGAUCUUGUCCGACGGCACGGUGUUCUAG
This is a messenger RNA of Zymoseptoria tritici IPO323, 1521 nucleotides long. RefSeq lists its product as uncharacterized. The transcript has 2 exons. Lineage: Eukaryota; Fungi; Ascomycota; Dothideomycetes; Mycosphaerellales; Mycosphaerellaceae. The record is from RefSeq and is a predicted model, not a curated record. The coding region runs from base 1 to 1521 and encodes 506 amino acids.